CUCAAGACUGCCACAAGUCACGCUUUUCCCAGCCUUGACUUCAGUCGUCGCUGUCCACCUUCUCAAGCUUGUCGAUCUCCAUUGUUCAUACGCACAAUGGACUGAUCCGACUUCCUCCCCGACGCUGCUGUUCCUGUCAAGGGUCUGAUAUUCCUCCACUUUGUGAGCGCGACAUCGUCGCCCAAAAAAACCCCCCGUAAUCCCUCCAAGGUGGGCGAGAGGGUUCACAACACCUGCGCCUCGUCUUUUUCAACCUUAGCGACCUUUUCACAUCCUACCAGGUCCUGCCACUUCGAUCUCUGGCCUCGGUUCCGGAGUUCCCCUGCUUAGCAUUCCACCAAAGCCUGCCAGAUCUACCCUGCCUACGCCUCAUUGCGCUCAAAGGCAUCCAGUCUAUUGCUACGCACGUUGACAACCCAAAGACCGUCUUGUCGAAUCCAUGGAGCCUUUUGGGUUGUGCUAUGUUGGCUCGUUCGAUGAGCAAGACGUUGUGUGAGACAGCGGAAGGAAGAAUUGAAGCGUCGACUUUGGCUCGUACAAUUCACAUUCAUUUUCAAUACCAAUCCUCAGCUUGAUAGCCUGGCUUGACGCUGUUGGAUACGACGUGACGAAUCUCCUUGGGCAUCAUGGCGUCUUCUCAGGUCGGGCCGCCUCCGGGGAAGUUAUCGUUCGCGAAGGUCGCUGCAAUGCGUGCCCCUGCUCUCCCCACGCCAAACCCAAAUGCUUCUGACGAAAAGAAAGCUCGUCCUGCUGAGAACAUUAAUGCAAAGGCCAUACAGACCAACCUUCUCAGGUCUCCGGCAUCGCCGAGAAGGCCUAGCGAUCCACAGCCGAAGUCUCUGGAAGAGCGCACCCAGCCAGACUAUUUGGCAACUGCAAUCGAGGGCCUUUCUCUGGUUGAGGAUGCGAGCCUUGUAUCAGGUGGUCCCCAGAGUGCAGAAAGCGGAGAAUCCCUCGAAGAUGAUCAAUCUCAUCUCUCUAAUUCUUCUACCAAACACCAGAGUUUUGAUACCAAAAGCAUGGCUUCCGUCACAACCUUCGCGAUGGACGAGAAGGAGAGCAUUCGUCCGGAUGACAGUGCCAGCGUCAGAGCCGCAGAGGACGAAGAGACCUCAAAUGCGCCACACAGAGAAGACUUAUCAGCGUCAAACGCUCGUGGUACAUCGCGCCCAAACAAUUCUGGAGUUACUAUUGCGGCUCGCCGAUACCACACCUUGACUUUAACGAACCCUCCGCGAUUUGGAGAUCUUCCCCUUCCCAUCAUUCAAGCAGAGACCACGAACUGCCAGCCCCACUCCGAAGGGUCGAUAGAGCAGCCACGCGAGAUGCAUGAACGAGCUUCAUCACUUCCACUCGCGCCCGAUGAGAAGCUAUUGGAUGCAUUAGCCACCCCAAAAGAUCGCCUGCCUCUCCUUCAACUGGAAGAGAAGUUUCUGGCCUUUAUUACAAUGCCCGGAACCGAUUUUCUCGACCUACCGCCACAGAACUCCUUCGCCAGGCUUCUUGCACAUAAACUCGCAGACUAUUACUCGCUCGCCCAUCACAUCAAUGAGGACGGUACAUCGAUCCGCAUUUUUCGGACACCUGAUGUCUCAAUGCCCACCCCAUUGCAUGUCUUAGCCCAGUCCAUCCCUGCUGGGCCAUCUCAACCUCCUUCUGCUGCGGGUUUUAAGAUCAUGCGCAGGGUCGGUUUGGGUCCAAGGCAGGGCUCGGCCGGUGCCAGCACACCUGCGAGUUCGUCUGCUCCAUCCAAAGCGACUUCGGAAGCAGGCUUGGAAACGAAUAGCGAGGAGGGCAUCAUGUCUCCAGUGGAGGGGACGCCAAACAAAGACAAGUCCAAACUCACAAGAGAAGAGCGAGAAGCUCAGUACAAAGCUGCUCGAGAUCGAAUCUUUGGCGACUUUCAGGAGUCGGUGACGAGUGAGAGUGCUUCGACGGGGGAGAAUUCGGCAAGCAUGUCGCGGUCGAGCUCAUCUAGUGGCAAGAGAAAGGCACGCAAGCACAAAACGCCAAAGGACGAUAGUUUCGAAGCGCGUUCAGCAUUCAUUCCCAGCUACGCACCAAUGCAUACGUCACAAAUGCAUCCUCAGUACCAGCCGCAUUACUCGGAACAGGCAUAUCACGGGCAGUACCAAGCUCCUAAUGGCGGAUUUGGUGGAAACAUUAAUUACAGUUCGACACCCACUCAAGCAUAUCCUAAUUUCGAGUCUUCCAUGUCUUACAACAGCGCUCCCAUGGGCUACGGAAACAAUAGCAGCCAGACUUUCAGUCCUGCGGAAUCGUGGUCGUCGAUGCAAACCCCCUCCUCGAACGGGUACUUCAAUUACUCUGCCUCCCCAACUACGUAUCAGCAGAGCAUUUCUCCCAUGAUACCUCAGAUGAACAAUCAGUUCAUGCCAACAUCACAUCCGGGGAUGCAACAGCCCCAGAACUGGAUGAACAAUCAAUUCCAGGCUGCCUAUCCGCAACCCCAAGGCCCACCAGGCUCGAACAUGAACGGCUGGUCGGGCUACCAGGCUAAUGCGACUGUCAACAACGCAACAAACUACGGCUAUGGACAACUUCAUGCUCAGAACUAUGGUGGCAACGGCAAUCAGCCAUACAAUGCUCAAUAUCCCAAUCCGAGCGGCUACUCCAGAUCGCUCUUUAACCCACAGACCCGGUCCUUCGUUCCAAGCAAUUCCACAAGCCGCAAUGGCGGUCGUAGUGGCCACAAUAACAGCAAUAACAGCGGACGGAAGAAACCUUCUUCAUCCUCGUCUAGCCAGACUCGAGCAAAUAGCAUUCCUCCCACAAAAUCGUUUAGCUCAGAUGCUUCUGGUACGCCACCACCUGCACGGGCAUUCGAAAAGGGACUCGCCAGUAAUGUCUCGUCGCCCAAGCCACCUCCAGUCAAAGAAGACUCUCUCCAACAGAAAUAUGGCGCGCCUGCGCAUUUGCCUAAGAAGCCUCCUCCAUCGCAGGUCACGUCGCUGUAUGAUGUUGAGAAUAUCAACAACUCGAGUGCUGGCGGAACGGGGACGGGAACGACUGCAUGUGGAAAUACGAGUAAUAGUUUGACGGGACCGGGACAGGACAAUGGAUCAUCAGCAUGAGAUAUGGGAGUGGGCAGGGAAUUGGACACGUGCUCAGGCCGGGAUGGGCGCAAUAGCGCAUGGUAUUCAACUCUCGACAUUUAGUCUCUUUGCCCAUGCAAUUGAGGUAUGCAAGGACGCCAGGAAGGCAUGUUCAUGUGAUGGACCAAGUUAGCUUGGAUGAGGAAGGGAUCAAUCAUGCAUGUAUCAGGUUCCUCUUCGCGGCGAGAGGCACUGAAACAGGAGACAGGCUAAAACCAAAAGAACCAAAAGAACCAAAAGGGGAAUCCAAAACGUUUGGUUUUCAACGGAACAGAAAACAAGUGUUUUUGUACUCGGUAUGUGGCCACACGGCCCUCGCUUCCCCAACGUCUCGC
Molecule: messenger RNA, 3451 nt
Organism: Cladophialophora immunda
Lineage: Eukaryota; Fungi; Ascomycota; Eurotiomycetes; Chaetothyriales; Herpotrichiellaceae
Exons: 4
Coding region: 627-3095 (822 amino acids)
Biological process (GO): galactose metabolic process
Molecular function (GO): nucleic acid binding
Source: RefSeq, a predicted model, not a curated record